GCAUAGCAAAUAACGUAAAUAAGUUUCUUCAAAUCGAUUUCAUGUGUUAUUUCAAUCAAUAAAUGGAAAUCCAACGAUUUUGCUUCGACAUAAAACAAGUGUAAAGUAAAUUAACAAUAGCAAAAGUCAAUAUAAUUAACUUUUGUUUGAAUAAUAAAUGAUAACUAGCCGUUAAACGUUAUUUCAAACACCUAUUAAAGGAUGAUUUACGAAAAAGGACGGUGAUAAAUUUAUGGUUGUCAAAUAAAAAGAGGGUUGCUUUGAAUAGUUAAAAGUAAAAGUAGUCAAAUAUAUUUUGAAAACAUGAAUGAAAAAGUGAACAGAUAUUUUUGUGAAAUACUACAUAAAUUAACACUGUUUGAUUAGUCUACAUUGAAAUAAAGUGACAUUUUUUAAAACUGUUUAAUACUACAGUAUAAAUAUUUUAUAUGAAUAAGUUUUAAGUGGACUUUGUGUUGCAACACUGCGUAUAGCAUGCGACUUUAUGUAUGUGACUAGCUAAACAUACCCAGCACAGCGGCGUUUUCAUACUUUUCAUAUGUUGAGCUGAAUUCGUGCAAGAAAGUUCGUUAGCAAUAAUUGUUUUGCUUUGCAUAUAACUAAAAUAGUGCUGGUGAUUUAUUAAAUAAUAAAUAUUUAAAAAAAAUAAAACAAAAGACCUACUUGGUAGCGUGGUGUUAGUAAACUUCCUAAUUAAAUUAACAAGUUAUGGAAAUUAUUGAAACAACGGCAGAGGGUAGCAAAAAACAAAUGAACGAAACGUUAACAGCGGCGUCGUUGGCAGAAAGCAGCGGCAAUAGUAGCUUGACUGGUAGCAGCGCUGCUAAUAAUUCUGUUGCUGUUACCGCAACAGCGGAAACUAGAACAAAGGAUAACAAUACAACUACAACAAAUUUAACAAUAUCAACUGAGUCUAAUGCUAACAAGGAUAUUGAUAUGGACAUAGAAGAGUUGCCUUUAAAGUCUACAACAGCAACAGAUUACACUAAAACCGAUGAGAAAUGCCAACAACAAACGGCAAAGUUGUUAUCAACACAUACGCCAGCAAUGGUUACACAGCUGGAUGAACAUAUACCGAUUAUAUCAUUGUCGGAUGGUGAAGAUGCUGUGGGUACACAUCAAAUAAACACAUUGCAAAAAGCUAGCCGUAAACGUAAUAGUGUAGGCGCAGCGACAGCUGAUGAAGACCAGUCAUUCCGUUUGAAACGACGUAAAAUUAAGGUGGCCGGUGCGCCAAAGAUGCCCUUGACUGGUUAUGUACGUUACAUGAAUGAUCGGCGCGAGCUGCUACGUAAGGAACUGCCCUCCAAAACAGCAAUUGAGCAUACAAAAAUUAUCGGCGAAGAGUGGCAAAAGAUGUCAGAAGACAAAAAGGCGCCAUAUAUGAAGGCAGCUGAGAUUGAUAAACAACGCUACCUCGCCGAAUUGCACACAUUCCUCAAAGAGCGUCCCGAUGUAUUGGCUUGUGAGCUAGCCAAAGACAAGCAAUUACGCAAAAGUCUCGGCGAAGCUGGCAAGACAGUUCUAAAGGAGAAAUCACAGUCUGUAGGCAACAUAAAGUCGCCUAAUAAGGAAUCCAAUACCAACACCGCCGCCAAUAAAGAUAAAUCACGCCGUAGUUCGGAGAAGGAUAAUUCACCGACAACAUUGCCACCACCCGCAACAACAACGUUGGAGACUAAGCUACGACGUAAGCGUACACCAACACCACCCACUGCAGGCGAUACACAUAGUAGCCAAACAAACAAAAACAAUACAUCACACACAAACAACAACAACAACAAUCACAACUCUACAACUAGCAGUAAUCACAAUAGCAAUGCGACAAGCAACACAACCACAACCAACACUAAUACAGCAACUGCACACGCAGCCACAACAGCCGUACCCGGCGAAAUACCAAUAUUCACCAAUGAAUUUCUGGAACAUAAUAAAGUUUUCGACAUGGAAUUACGUACGUUACGCAAAUCGAAGGCGGAUUUGGAACAACAAAAUGCUGUAUUGGAGAAACAUGUGGAGAAUAUGAAAUUCGGUGUGGAGAAAAUGACGAACGAGAAUGAUGAAUUGGCGGAAAAAAAUCGUUUACUCGAGCUGUAUUUGGAUAAAUUGAAAGCAAAAUUGGCGCAUGCGCUCGCCGGUUUGGCCAUACCAUCGCAACCGAACGGUGCCACCAUGGAUAAUAUUGAGAAGUAUAUGACUGAUCUGUAUAAGAUGGCUACAACAAAUACGCAUGGACCGGCGAGUCUCAAUAAAGCGAAGGAUAUUAUAAGAAAAUUAGAUUUACAAAUUAAUUUGUAACUUAGUUUAGGGAGUGUAUAAGCAUUUUUAGUUGUUGUUAAUUAUGUCGUUUAAUUUGAAUUGAAUCUUGAGCUUAAAAGCGUGCAGUGCUUCUAUAUUUUUGAUUUAUUAAUUAAUUUUGUCUUAUUAAUUAUUUAAAAAUAAGAAUUUAUACAAUAACUGUGGUGGCAGAUAUGUUUUAUACAUUCCAUACGCUUUGCAAGGAACAUGUUUCAUAAUUAUUUGGAGAAGCAAGUUUGUUAUUUUUUUUGUGGUUAAUGUUAUAUAGAAUUUAACAAGUUUUUUUUUUUUUUGUUUUUCUAUUCAACUUUUUUUUGCGUAGUAUGCUAUGUUGAAAUACUAUUUAAUGCCAUAAAUCCAAUAAUAGCAUUAAGUUAUUUAGGUUUAGUGUUGGUAUAAUCAGAAAAUAAAUCCUAAAUUAUUAUAAAAUAAGGAAUUCAUAAUGUCUACAGUGUUGUUAAAUAUAUUAUAUGCAAUCUAUUAAUAUAAUAUAAAAUAUUUCCACUGUCGUUUUCUAAUUUUAUUUAGCAAUAAUAAUUUUACUACCAAUUGUAGUGAAAAACAAUUAGAAAUAUGUAUUGAAAUUAAUUUUGAUUUUCAUACAACCUCAUGUGCUAUGUUCCUUCCAAUCAAACAGAGACUAAUAUUUACAGCUCAUUUCUUAAAAAAUAAUAAUUUCAAAAAUGCAUUUUGUAAUUAUAUACUAGUUUUACAGAGUUCUGACUCCAAGUUGUACUGAAUUGUGUCUUCUUUAAUUUGGUUUAGUUUUAAGCACUUCAAAUUGUUGCAAGAUAGUUGUACAUACAUAUCACAAAAUUUUUAAGCAAUUAUUUUUGGCAUUAGCAAACAAAUCACGUUAAUAUACUGAACAAAAAUUUAAUGUAAUAGUA
This is a messenger RNA of Zeugodacus cucurbitae (melon fly), 3188 nucleotides long. RefSeq lists its product as uncharacterized. NCBI's taxonomy places the organism in Eukaryota, Metazoa, Arthropoda, Insecta, Diptera, Tephritidae. Gene Ontology annotation, biological process: regulation of gene expression. The record is from RefSeq and is a predicted model, not a curated record. Gene Ontology annotation, cellular component: nucleus. The coding region runs from base 709 to 2298 and encodes 529 amino acids. The transcript has 3 exons.